CACAGUGAGUGUGUGUAACGACUUCUGGUUGCUGCUGAUGUUGCUGAUGCCCUACGAUGAAGUAGAGGAGGACAGCACUGGUAUCAUCAUGAGAGUUGUUAUCGUUGUCACAAUCAUCGUUGCACUACAGUGUUGCUGCUUGACUCUUGGACAGCUGACAGAUUCGAGGAUAAAAUGCUCCGCUCCAGCAGCAGAACUGACGAAGGAAGCUACUGUCACGUGUCUCUUUCCUCACGACAUCAGACAGAAAAAGACAGACUUUAUUGUCCGUCACAAUGAGACUGAGAGACAGCGAGGACAGAAUGGAACUCAUCAGAUGAAGACUGUGGCAAACUGUAUGUGGUUCAACGGAAAGCUGGACUGUACAAUGCAAACAGGCUAUAAACAUGAGGAGCAGGAUGUGACCUCAACAAAUUUUACACUGAGAAUACCGCACUUUCUUCAAAAUCACACCGGACAGUACUUCUGUGAAGUAGAUGGCCAGAAAUUUGAAAUCUGCUUACUGCUUCAUCAUACAGAUGUGACUACACCAAGGGCAACGGGGCCCAAAGAGUCUGUGACUACCAGUCUUCUCAUUAUAAUAGUUUCUACGACAGGGGCGGCUAUCACUCUGGCAUCUGUGGCUGUGAUUGUCUACAUUGCUUAUAGAUGUUACCAGAAGACGAAACGUGAACGAAGGACAAACAAUAUACGAAUGACAGAGAGAGGAGAGCAAGAAAGUCAGAACCUUGUGGACGGGGGCCAGAGCGAGCGGACACCCACCCCUGAGACCAACGGUGGUCAGCACGCUGACGUCAUCACCAGACUCCUGAGUGACGUCGACAGGUCUGUGCUCCAUCGCUGCUGCUUCAGCAUCCAGCAAGAACAGAUGAAUGGUCAGUGCAGCCAAGGAAAAAACCGAGGAAUUGUUUGUGACUGCUCGAGGCACUCGCCAGCCCCCGCUGGGUACGUCACGCUCGGGAAUCAUGGGAAAUGUGGCGGUAGUGACGUCAUGAUGAGUGUCCAAGGGAAAAGUGUCUGUUGUGAAGGAUGUCCGACGAUGAGACAAAGCAAAGUUACUACGAUCCACGAGCACAAGCUAGAUGACAUCCUAGAUGACGACAGAAUGUUCAGCUACGAAGAGUCAUCCCCAAAAAAGGAACAGAUGAACACACCUGGUAAGAAUGCCUUCUACUCGACAUGUCACGUGUGUCAGGACAAAAUCAAGGUUCUUCACUGGGGACAAGACAUAGAUGGUCACAAAGGUUACACUGUGUCGGAGGAGGCAAAUCACUCGCAUCACGAUGAUAAGGUCCUUGUCUCAGUUCGUGUGCGAGAUGAGAGUGAGUCCACACUGCGGCCUGUUGAAACUGUUCACAUUAUUGAAUAAGAGCCGAGAGAUUGGUAAAUAACUAUCCUUUAAUAAAAAGGAAGACUCUCUACUGUAUGUAUCACAUUUGUAGAAGUGUAUCGCCAUUAACGCUGGUCUCGCGUUAGAAAUCACAUUAAGUCACGUGUGUGUAUGUUGUAUGCUGUAGACUGCAUAUAUGCUGAUGUCAUUCAUAAUAGUUUCAAUAUUACCAGCUGCUAUAACAGGAAUGACAAUCACCUUGCUCUUGAGACCAGCUCUGUGUGUGUUUAUUUUGUUUUUGUUUUUUUGUACAGCGCUUUCAGCCUCAUUUUGAUUAUGGAGAAAAGCGCUAUAAAAAUAAUCUCUUAUUAUUAUUAUUAUUCACGUGUGUGAACGUUAUAUUAUUUACGUAGUCACGAACUUGUAUUAUAACAGAAAGUAGAGCCUUAGUUUUUCCAAUAUUUUUCAUUUCUUGAGAAUUAUCUAACAGAUCUGUAAUGAAAACAUGUUUGCUAUGAAUACGAUUUACGACUUCGAUUAAAAAGAU
Pomacea canaliculata is the source of this 1877-nucleotide messenger RNA. RefSeq lists its product as uncharacterized. Bases 38 to 1369 code for a protein of 443 amino acids. The transcript has 9 exons. The record is from RefSeq and is a predicted model, not a curated record. Lineage: Eukaryota; Metazoa; Mollusca; Gastropoda; Architaenioglossa; Ampullariidae.